AAUCCUCGACAGUGCUUUUCCAGCUCUCGAGGUCGAAUGAUCGGCCUUUUUAAAACCUAAGUUAUAAUAUAUCUCCUUCUCCCUAUCUAAAACUCUCAUAUUCGGAGUGAUCCGAAUCGUCGUUCGUUUAGUAGUAUCUCGUAUCGUCUUAUCAGAAAGUAAAAGGAUUAAAAAAAAAAGUAAAAAAAAAAGAAAUAAUCAAAAAAAAAAAAAUAGAAAUAUAAAAAUAAAAAAGUGAAAGGAGAGAAUUCGAUCGAGAAGAAAUCGGAUUGAAUUCUCAUAAUGAAGCUAAUCUUUUUUUUAUUCUGUGCCAUCGUUCUUCUUCUUGGAUAUCAUGGUGCCAAUGCUAUCCAGUGUUACGUAUGUAACAGCAAUGACGACAGCCGAUGCGCAGACGAUACUCCACCGGAUGCGUUGAAAAAAGAUUGCGGUGACCUGAAGGAUGGUCCGAAGUUUACAAUGUGCCGAAAAAUCACUCAAGUCAUUGAGUUCAGCGUUAAUGGAUUGCCAGCAAAUACUCGAGUGAUACGUAGCUGUGGUUGGAUCGAAUCGACUUACAAAGGUCGAUGUUAUCAAAGAAGUGGUUUUGGUGGUCGACAAGAAGUUUGUUCAUGCUUGCAUGAUUAUUGUAACGGCGCGACGACAGGUAUCGAUCAACCACCGAAAACGUUUAUCUUAUCUUGUGCUCUUGGUGUCAUCCUUCUUGCAAUUGCACGCAAUUAAGUCAAGAAAUACGACGAGACCCUUCAUCGAUGCCUCAUUCUGAGUUUAAUCAGCACCAACGACAUAAACGACGACAACGACGAUGAUGAGACGAUGACCAAGAAUGAAACUUCGCAUGAUAAAUAUUCAACAUCUCCAUCAGUUCGAUAAAACGAAGAUGAUGAUGAUGAUGAUGAUGAUGAUCAAGUGAGAGAAAAAACUGGAUUAUCAUCGAAAAAAACACAAAAGAAAAAGAAAGUUUCGCUGAAGAAAAAUUAUUAAAGAAAAAAGAAAUAAUGGUAAAGAAGAUAAUCUAAUUUUCAACGCGAUCGUCAACCAUUUUUUCACCAUUAUUAUGAAAUGAAAAUUUUUAAGAAAAAAAAAAAAAAAGAAAAAACAGAAAAGAGAUAGAAAAACUGGGAUAAUAAUAAUAAUAAUAAUAAUAAUAAUAAUAAUAAUAAUAAUGAUGAUGAUGAUGAUGAUGAUGAUGAUGAUGAUGAUGAUGAUGAUGAUAAUGAUAAUAAUAAUAAUAAUAAUGCGAUGUUUUCGUCUUUUCUACUCGUCGAAGGGCCGUUAUUUCUAGAUUUAGUAAAAUGCGUACGAUCGUUCCGAGAUCCUAUGAAACUCAUAAUAGAAAAGAAAAGAAAAGAAAAAAAAAAAAUAAAGACAGAAAAGAUAAAAAGAACAAGAAAGAAAGUGAGAUUUCAAGGACAAAAAGAGAACGAAGCUCUAGACAUUUCGCAUAUUAUGGUUUUGCGAGAGAGUAAUAAGAAGAUAUUUUCUUUAUUCGUCUCAAUUACACCGAAUAUUCGAAUAAUUGUAGAUCAAACAUUUGUCUCAAGAGCUCGACGUAGUAAAUAAUAUACACACAAAUACACACACGCACACGCACACACACACAUUUAUGUAUGAUUGUUAUCUUUAUGACUUUUUUUUUAUACUUUUCUUCGUUCUUCUGUCAAAUAAUUUUGUAAAGAGGGAAAGGGAGAGAGAGAGAAUGAGAGAGAAUGAGAGGGAGAGAGAGAGAGAGAGAAAGAGAGAUGUAAAAAAAUCUCCAAUUCAUUUUCUAGCACAAUAAUUAUCAUAAAAUAAUUUGUAUAACAAAAAAGAAUAUUUUAUUCGACGAUUUAAUCUCUCUAACUUCUAAUCUUCGAAUAAAAUAAAAUAAUGAAAAAAUUCUAUCGUAUAUAAGAAAAGCUACAAAUUUUAUUACUGUAAUUUAUAACAAUUUUAUUAUUGAAGAUAUAUUUUCAUUUCCAAAGUUCUGUAUCAAAAACGAAGAAACAAGAAAUUAUUUGUAUGAAGUACCUAGGUAAAACAAGUUGUUACGUUAUAUCAUACAUACACAUAAAUAGACACGCAUAUAUAUAUAUAUAUAUACAUAUACAUAUAUAUAUAUAUAUAUAUAUAUAUAUAUAUAUAUAUAUACAUAACUUACAUAAACUGUGUUCAUUCAAGAAAUUUUAUUGCGUAGAGAGCUUUAAUAAUAAAGAGAGUGAAAGUGAUAGAGAAUGAAAGGGAAAGCGUAUCGUUUUGUCAAAUUCGGACGUAUCAAAUCUAUAUAUCCGAUAUUAAUAUCGAUACGUUUUUAAUUACGAAAGUAAAACAGAAAUCUAAUAUAUAAUAAUAAUAAUAAUAAUAAUAAUAAUAAUAAUAUAUAUACACAUAAUGGGAGAUAUUAUAUAUAAGGAACGUUAAACGUAUCCCAAUCCAUCUCAAAUCUACGAUUGCGAUGAACGAUUUGCACGUUAAUUUAAUUGGCACGUUAAUUAAUAGCGCGAAUCAUUAUCUUUUGUUAAGCAUUUUUACAUUCGACCGAUCGAAUCAGUAUGAUUCGAUUCAAUUCGAUUCAAUUAAAUUAGAUUAGAUUCGACUUGAUCGAUCGAUCGUUCUUAUUAAUUACAUUUGCUCCACCCUCUUUUUUGUAGAAAAAAAUUAUCGCCAACGUUCACAUGUAUUUUAUCGCAUCUUGUUAAUUUUAAUAAAAAUCUGCAAGCAGA
Molecule: messenger RNA, 2702 nt
Organism: Vespula vulgaris
Lineage: Eukaryota; Metazoa; Arthropoda; Insecta; Hymenoptera; Vespidae
Exons: 3
Coding region: 283-723 (146 amino acids)
Biological process (GO): sleep; positive regulation of voltage-gated potassium channel activity; regulation of synaptic transmission, cholinergic
Source: RefSeq, a predicted model, not a curated record